AUGUACUUCACAGCCCUGAGGAACCGAGCAGGAAGAGAAGAAGAGACGGACGGUUUGAAACUGACUGAGGAUGAAGAUGAAGAUGAGCAGACAGAGCAGUCCUCUGUGCUCGUUCAUGCUCCACCUGUCCCCCCUGUCCUGGUCCUGCAGGUGUCCUCUCUGAGUCCUCAGGUGGAGGUUCGGGCGCUGGUGGAGGGUCAGUUUAUGUCCAGGAGACUCCACGCUGAGAGGCUGGGCUACUCCAUCAUUCCAGGAACCAGAGUGUUGGCAACAGGCGGCGCUUCAUCUAACAAAGAGAUUCUGCAGGUUCUGUCUGACGUCUUCAACGCUCCGGUUUACACCAUCGAUCUGUCCAACUCCGCCUGCCUGGGGUCGGCCUACAGAGCUCUGCACGGCCUGGUUGCAGAAUCUGGAGUUUCCUUCUUGGAUGUGGUGAAGAACGCACCGGAACCACAACUGGUCGCCACCCCGGACCCUUCAGCGCCGGAGGUGUACGACCAGAUGCUGAAGCGUUACGCCCGACUGGAGGAGAGAGUCCUGCAGGAGAGCUGAGCCACAGCCACCAAUCGGCUGUGACCGAGAGCAAACGAACGUGCUGAAACCGAAAGCAGGAACGUUUUGCUCUUUGAAUCCUCUGAGCUUUGUUAGGAAGGACUUUAGUCCUGCUGGUCGAUAAUAAAGAUGAUUCAAAUCAGCAAAUGAAUGUAAAAAAAACACCUUUUCUUACCUUUGGACAGAAACUAUGACGAUAUAUAGAUAUAUAAACGAAGCUAAAGGGAACCAAAGGGGAGUGAAAAGCGACCACAUGUGAGGAGUUGGGAUGGGAACGUGUAGUAUUUAGGAUAAAUUGUUACCAUGACAGUUGAAGUUGGUAUUUUUUAUGUAUAAUUUUCAAUAAAGUAAAUAAUGUGAGGAACA
Micropterus salmoides (largemouth bass) is the source of this 918-nucleotide messenger RNA. RefSeq names its product xylulose kinase-like. Gene Ontology annotation, biological process: xylulose metabolic process. Gene Ontology annotation, cellular component: cytosol. Gene Ontology annotation, molecular function: D-xylulokinase activity. The transcript has 6 exons. Lineage: Eukaryota; Metazoa; Chordata; Actinopteri; Centrarchiformes; Centrarchidae. The coding region runs from base 1 to 552 and encodes 183 amino acids. The record is from RefSeq and is a predicted model, not a curated record.